Messenger RNA from Bombus pascuorum, 1325 nucleotides. RefSeq lists its product as uncharacterized. The coding region runs from base 11 to 616 and encodes 201 amino acids. The transcript is spliced from 4 exons. The record is from RefSeq and is a predicted model, not a curated record. Lineage: Eukaryota; Metazoa; Arthropoda; Insecta; Hymenoptera; Apidae.
UCUUAUCCAGAUGGAAGAUAAUGAUAGCAAAACAUAUACUCAAUCUGUCCAAAGAAGACUUGAAAGUAUGGUACAAUACAGAAAUGAUAAUUGGAAAAUGUCAUAUGGUUUUAUUAAUACUACUCAAAAAGACGUGGUUUUGCAACAAAAAUCGACCUAUCUACUCUGCAUCUACAAAAAUAGGUUACAAAAUGCUUGUCCAGCUGACAUUAAACUGCUGAAACAUAGCGUUCAGGAAGACUUGAAAUCUAAACAUGACGAGUUAAAAUCUAAAGAUGUUGAUUUUGAAGAAUGUGAAGCAGAUUUAGACAUACAUCAUAGUGAGUUAGCAAUAGAUCCACCAAAAGUGAAGAUUUGGGACGAAUAUAGAAAACUGAUAGAAUUAUCAAGACAAAAACCAAAAUCAAAACUUAAGCGAUCAUUGAUACACGUGACAUCGUUACCAAAACUUUAUGUCAAUAAGUCUUACUCCAAGCUACGAUCAGGUUUGAACAAUCGAAUGAAAAGAAGCAUACUAAGAUCUGAUACCCAAAAGAGUAUAUUAGUGGCCAACACGAAUUACGUGCAAUUUCGUAAUUUUAAAUUGAAAAAGAUGUAUAAGGUUCGUCUCGACUAAUUUUCAUUUAAUCCUUCGGCAGUGCAACGAAAUGAAAAAGAAUUUAGAAUACCUUUUUUCGAAAAUAAUCGUCCCAUUAUCCUGAAGAUUUCCUAUAUGUCUGAUAUCAAGUGUGAAAGAUACAUAUUUUCAAUUUUUUAUAGGAAAUAAAUAUUAAUAAUUAUAUCAUGUCAUGUAUGAAGAUGUGAAAUUUAAAAUAUUAUGUUUGAUUAUAGUAUGAAUUAUAAUACUAUAUUUGUUGAAUUGUAAGGAUCUCUCUUGGGUUGUACUCUUGAAGGGUUAAUUUUGCUGCGAUCAAAUUUUAUUUUUUUUAUAUUAGAACAUUUCUUAAAUGUGACACAAAUACAGAAGAAUUAUUGUUAAUAGAUUAAUGAUUUUUAUGCAUUGAUACGAAUAUUUAGAAUUCAAUAUAAAGAAAUAUGCAAAAUAUCCGAAGUAUUCCACUCGCUAUAAUAUUCAGUGGGUAAAGCAAAUUUUUUUUAAAUGCACCCAAAAGAUAUAAGUUUGCAUGUAUAUGAAUUUUACGCCAAAUAAUUUUUUUUCUUAAACGUCUUUUUCGAUUGAAACUAAAGCGAGAGUGAGAAAUAAAAAAACUCGAAGACCAUUUUCUAACCGAUUUUAUUAUAUGGCAGAAAAUAGUUAUACUGCAAAAUGUCAGCAAUAUCCCAGCAAGAUUUCAAAUAGAAGGGAGACCGUAUCGUUCCAAGUU